Neltuma alba is the source of this 558-nucleotide messenger RNA. RefSeq names its product transcription factor MYB63-like. The record is from RefSeq and is a predicted model, not a curated record. Lineage: Eukaryota; Viridiplantae; Streptophyta; Magnoliopsida; Fabales; Fabaceae.
GAGAGAGAUCUAGAGAGAGGACAUAUGUGUGUGUGUGUGUAAGUGUGUAUAUAUUAGAGGCUAGCUAGGAUCAUCAGUGGACAGAAAGACAUAUAUCAGAAAUGGGCAAAGGAAGAGCUCCAUGCUGUGAUAAGAACAAGGUGAAGAGAGGACCUUGGAGCCCCCAAGAAGAUCUUAAGCUCGUCACCUUCAUCCAGAAACAUGGUCAUCAGAAUUGGCGUUCCCUCCCCAAGCAAGCAGGGCUUCUUCGAUGUGGAAAAAGCUGUCGUCUGAGAUGGAUCAACUACCUAAGGCCUGAUGUGAAGAGAGGAAACUUCACAGAAGAAGAAGAAGAAACCAUAAUGAAGCUUCAUGAGGUCUUAGGAAACAAGUGGUCAAAAAUUGCGUCCGAGUUGCCUGGUAGAACAGACAAUGAGAUCAAAUGUGUGGCACACCCAUUUGAAGAAGAAAUUAUUAUCGAAGAACAGUUCAGAUAAUAAUAUUAACCUGUCCACUAGCACUGAUCAGUCCAAGCAAGAAUCAUGCAUAACCUCUUCUUCGUCGUCUUCCUCAACUGGA